Pyrenophora tritici-repentis Pt-1C-BFP is the source of this 336-nucleotide messenger RNA. NCBI's taxonomy places the organism in Eukaryota, Fungi, Ascomycota, Dothideomycetes, Pleosporales, Pleosporaceae. The record is from RefSeq and is a predicted model, not a curated record.
AUGGAACCAACGUCCAAGCGUCUACUACGAGAGGAAGAUGAGAUCGAAAAGCUCGACCACAAAGCACACCUCCGUAAGACGCACCAUCCUUUCCUUGCACACCGCCAAACUGACCCUUCACCCUCCCCAGUCCUCAGCUAUCUACCCAUCUACUCAACAACCAAAAUGCAAUUCACCACCGCUUUCCUUGCCAUCGUGACCCUCAUGGUCGGCUCUGCCGCCGCCACCGACCCCCCCGUCACCCAGACUGUUUACCCCACCCGCGGCGUGACCAUCACCGAGACUAUCUUCAAGACCAUUCCUACUCCCCAGCCCCUGCCUCAAUCUGAAUGGUGA